AUGACGACGGCACUUGGAGAGGCGAUGCCCGCCAAUGAUGAGCAUGCCAUAAGCGUCUCCUUGCCCCAAUGGGACCACUUCGUAUCCAUCAUCCGCAACGACGCCAAGGUACUCGACACCCUCAAGGCCGGAUACCCACGGUUCAACAUCCACCGAGACGUGCUUGACCUCGAGAAGAAGCUGAUAGUAUGGGCGGCAGCGGCGGCGGAGUCGACCUCUGGUCCGGCAUUGGCAGUCCCCCCAAAGGAGGCCGUGAAGCUGUUUCCAAGCGAACGCAUGGCCAGGGCGUGCAAAGGACAUCUGGACAAGGUUGCGAACGCUAUUGGUGGUAGCAAGGACCUAGUCCGCAUCGCACACGUUACCCUGGAUGGCGACUUGGAGCAGGUACGCGGCGAGGAGUCCACGUCGGGCCCCUACGAUGACCAUGCCUACGGGCACGUCUACGUAGUGGCGUAUCCCGCUCCACUGGGCCGCGUCGCCUUUCAAUUUUGGCUGCUCACGGGCUACGGCGUCUCGAGCCGUUUCUCGUCGUUUUGGCUUCACAAUGCCCCGUUUCUCGCGUCCAGAACGGAGAAGGCGACACGUAGCUGGCGCGAGGCACUGCCGGUGGAGGAGGCUAGGGAGGCGGCCGACGCCAUGCGUAGUCACAUUGCGUCUCUGUACUCAACAGAGGACGUCCAGGCGACGGCGGAGGACGUGUUCCUGUUUCAGUGCGGCAUGGCGGCCAUAACGCAGACGGCCGGUGUCCUGCGGAUGCUGGCCAACGAGCGCCCAGACUAUCGGAUCGUCAUGUUUGGCUUCUUGAACGUCGACACAGUGGCGGUUCUCAGCAAGGUGCUCGGCCUCGGCAGCGCCUUUUACGGCCAUGCCUCAUCGGCAGAGCUCGACGCGCUCGAGGCGGAGCUCGAGGCGGGCGGGCGCAUCGACGCCGUCUUCACCGAGUUCCCCACCAACCCGCAGCUCAAGCUCGUGGACCUGGAGCGGCUGCACGGGCUCGCGGUGCGGCACGACUUCGUGCUCGUCGUCGACGACAGCAUCGGCACGCCGGCCAACGUACUGACGGCGCCGUUCUGCGACCUCGUCAGCUCGAGCCUGACCAAGAUGUUCAGCGGCGCGUGCAACGUCAUGGGCGGCAGCAUCGUCGUGAGCCCGUGGUCGCGGCAGCGCGGGAUCCUGCGCGCGGCGCUGGGCGGACGGUACGAAGACACGAUGUUCCCGCUCGACGUGCUCGUGCUGCGUGCCAACAGCGCCGACUUCGAGGCGCGCGUCGCCGCGGCGAGCGCCAACGCGCGGCGCGUGGUCGGGCAGCUGCGCGAGCACCCGCUCGUCGACGAGGUGCUGUACCCGUGGGGAGGGCCCUCGCAGGAGCGCUACGAGAGGUUCCGCAAGCCCGGUGCCGGCUACGGCUUCCUGCUGUCGGUGCGCUUCCACCGGCCCGAGGCCGCCGUCGCCUUCCACGACGCCCUCGAGCUGGCCAAGGGGCCGAGCUUCGGGACGAGCUUCACGCUCGUCUGCCCGUACACGGUGCUCGCGCACUACUCGGAGCUGGAGUGGGCGGGCCAGUAUGGCGUUCCCGCGCACCUGGUCCGCAUCAGCAUCGGCGUCGAGGACAGCGAGCUGCUGCGUGCGGCGAUCGGCAAAGCCCUCAACGCCGCGGAGCUGCAAGUCGGUCUGUAG
Messenger RNA from Purpureocillium takamizusanense, 1677 nucleotides. RefSeq names its product Cystathionine gamma-synthase. Gene Ontology annotation, biological process: transsulfuration. Gene Ontology annotation, molecular function: cystathionine gamma-synthase activity; pyridoxal phosphate binding. The transcript is spliced from 3 exons. NCBI's taxonomy places the organism in Eukaryota, Fungi, Ascomycota, Sordariomycetes, Hypocreales, Ophiocordycipitaceae. The coding region runs from base 1 to 1677 and encodes 558 amino acids. The record is from RefSeq and is a predicted model, not a curated record.